AUGACAUCUGACACCCUAUUCACUGCAAUAGCUCGUCGUGAUCCAUCAAAGAGGCAGAUAAAACCUGUAAAUACAGAGCACUUAGCUUUGCUUGAUGAACUGGACGAUGACAGCGAUAGCGAGUACGUUUGUGAAGAAAGAGAUGAAGAUGAUGAUGAGGAGACUCACUCAGGUUGUACUGAUGAAGAGGGUUCUAGUCCAGACGAUUCUUCAGUUAGCUCGUCCAACGUUUCUGAAGCUUCUGGUACAAGUAGGGUUGCGGUGUCUAAAUAUGGAAGGAAUUCACCUAAUGCCGUAGAAAAUGGAAAAUAUACCAGGGCACCGGAGUCGUUUUGUACUGGGCCAGAUAAUGACCAAGAUUUGACUGCUAAUCUAGCUUGUUUACCUUCAUUUAGCUCACAGUGCUCAAAGCAUGGUUUGUUGUCGGAACCCACUGUCGAAGAGAGUUCAGCGGACCCAUUUUUCGCACAUUGUCGUCAACAUACUGAUAAAACAGUUGCCCGACACCGUCGCCGUAAUUUCUUGACAACAAUGCUUAGGUUAAAGAAAUGGCGCUCGAAUAGACAGUUGGAUUUACAUUGUUUAGAUGAAAAAAAGCCAAAUAUUUCUUGUUUGAGGACUGCAACUACGGUGGACCCUCGCAUUCAGCGUAAACUUGAACAUUACCACAAGCUUUACAAGGACGUUCUGCGGAAUCGUGAAAAACCGUAUGUGCCACUUGUGAAAACGCCAAUGUUUUUGGAAACCUCCCCCGUUGCAAUGAGAAUGUUUGUAUUGAAGGCUAAAGCUCUUAAUUUACCCAUUGAACUAUCAAAUCAUAUGUCUAACGCAGAUUCAUCGAAAGGCCCAACACCUAGUUAUCCAGUUUUCACUCCAGAUUUCGUAUCUUAUUUCUUAGAGCGUGAAAGGAAAAUUACCGAAGUUUCAAAACUUAUUGCUACUUUACAAAAUACGCAGCGUGAACUACAAAUAUCAGAUGCUAGUGCUUCACACAGUUAUAAUUCGGUUUCAACGGAGUUAGAAAAAUUAAACAGUAGCCGUGGAAACUUGCGUGUGAAAUUCAUCCAUAUCGUAAACUCUCUCCGUAGUUUAAUUCCGGAACUAAAAUGUUCGUCGGAAUUAGAAACUAUCUUAGCGGAGCCUCGCCGCCUUCCAGAGACGGCUAGUUUUGACCUAAGCUCAUUAUCUAAUCCAGUGGACUCCAAUAAAACCGCCAAAUUCGGAUCUUCAGCAGUUAUUGCCGCCUCAAAGCGUAGAGGCAACCGUUCAUCUCCGUGUAAGUUGCGAAAAGCUUCAAAAUCUGAGGCAGUUGAUCAAAAUGUCAAACCACUAGACAUUCCAGCGGCUUCACACCUUGAAAAGUGUUCAAGUAUUGUCACAUAUGAAUCAGAGAAUGUGAUAUUAGAGUGUAUGAUGUGUCACGGACUUCAGGAUCAACAUUUAAUUACAAGUUGUGAUACAUGUGGGAAGGCAUUUCAUUUGGCAUGUCUUGAUCCCCCAUUGCUACGCAUGCCCAAACGUAGUAAACUUUACGGUUGGCAGUGCUCAUUUUGUACGAAGGAGGUUUCUUCGAUCCCAGGAGCUGAGGCGAUUGAUGUAAAUGCUCCACGGCAACUUCGUCGUUCCAGUGGUAUACCAUCUGACAGGACAACUUGCAUCAAAACUGUAGAUCUCAAACCAGAUAUUGAUCCAAUUUCUCAAGUCUCUGCUCACCCAAUUAUUUCUGGUGAAAUUAAAUCAUCUCCUACUCACGAGCCUGUUUCAAAAACACUUCGGAGAAGUGUUAGUUCAGCACCUACUUACCAGGGUAACCUUGGAAAUCCUGUUAAAAAUGGUAAGAGGACGUCCAGUACCAUAUUAAAGACCAUAUCGGGUUUGUCUUCGAAACGUAUAUCUAUGUCCACCAGUAAACAAACAAAAAGAUGCGUUUCAUCUCAGUUGCCUUUAGAAAAGGAUGUAAAAAUUAAUAUUGGUUGUAAGGUUUCUACCAGUCCUUCAGUAGUGAUGACCCAUGUUUGCAGUGCUGAUUUUGAUCAGUUUAAAUUCACUGAUGAGACUGAAGACGAACCUAUGAUUCAUGCUGGUAGUAGCUUAAAGAGUAAGUGUGAAUCUGAUGAAGAAAUAGCUCAGUUACGUUCAUCGAAAGUUAUCAAAUUCGUGCAAAUUCGAGAUCAUGAAAGUAAUGGUGAAUCUGAAGCUGUUGAACGAAUAGCUCCUCUUCAGCAACGUUACGUUAUCUGUCAAGAGUCUAAUCCUCAUCCAAAGAGAUCAACUGCUGGGAAAUUUAGGCUGAAAUUCAAGAAACUUUAA
Messenger RNA from Schistosoma mattheei, 2310 nucleotides. NCBI's taxonomy places the organism in Eukaryota, Metazoa, Platyhelminthes, Trematoda, Strigeidida, Schistosomatidae. The record is from the annotation of a GenBank genome assembly.